AUGUUCAAAAAUUCUCCUAAAGUUUUAGAAAAUAUCACGAAGGAGUUUAAUCAAAAAUAAGAAAACAUCUGGAAUGAGGAAUUUCUUUAUAUUUGCAUAAAAAAUUAUGAUAUAAAGUUUUACAAGGAAUAAGCCACUGAACAGCAUAAGGAAGAAAGAGCCCUUUAUAAAUCCGUCAUGUUUUAGUAGCUACAAAAUGAAUCGAAAGAUUUUAUUCAUAAAUUAUUUAGUACUUUUAUUACUGACGAAUUGAAGCACAUUUAUCAUGAAAAAUUUAUGGAGAUAAGGAAUUCCUUAAAUCCAAAGGAAUAAGAAUUCUUUAAAUAGAAGUUUCUAAGCAAGAUGCAAGAACAGAGAAACACUUUGCUCUAAAAUUAGAAAGAAAUAGCAGCGUUUAUCAAUUAGCCAGAAGAAAUAAAUAAAUUCACCAAACUACUCAAAUAAGAAAUCUAAGAAUAGCUAAAAAAAGGAGCUUUUCUUGUUCCUUAAUCCCUAAGCAGGUAACCAGUACAAAAUGGCUAAAGCGGGAAUGUUUCUUCAGCUUUACCUCAUCCUCCAAUGCCUCAUUAAAAUCAAUAUUAACCUUCAAAUACUUCUUCAUAAUAAGGAAAUUAUAAUUAGCAAAAUAACUAACAGUAAGCAGCUAGUAGUAUCAAUCAAAGUAGUAAAUAUCCGCCAAUUAAUAUGAAUGGAAAUAGUGGAAAUAAUACAAAUGUUAACAACACUAGCAUUUAGAAUUAGUAAUAUCAGUCUAACAAUGCAGCUGCUAAAAAUUUCGCAAAUCAAAAUUAAAAUAAUUUAAGUAAAGAAAAUUAGCAAUAUACUGGCAGUAAUGGUUAAAUUAACCCAAGUGGAAUUCAUACCAACUCAAACACUAAUAAUGAUAGUAAUAACAAUAUGAAUGGAAAUAGCAAUAAUAUGAAUGGGAGCAACAACAGUUUGCCAGGGUAGUCUAAUACUCCCAAAGAAGGCAAAGCAAAUAAAUUUUAACAGUUACCAAUUCCUGCUGGAUUCAACACGAAAAAUAUCAAAUCAAAUAUUAUAGACCCAAAUCCUAAAAUAUUGCAAAAUCUUGGAAUCAAAAGCAACAAUGAUACUAGCAGAUAGCCUGUAUAUAACUAGCCAAACCCUAAAAAUUAAAAUGAUUUAUAGAACAGAAACGAGAGAAGCAACUCUACUUCUUCUCAUGGAGGGACUAGCAUGCAAAAUCAUUAAAUGGAAAUUGAAAAUUAAGAAAUUCCUCCACAAAUGAAUGUGGAUGUUUAGAAAUAAAAAGACGAUGCAAAUAAUUAAUUAAACUCCAAUAGAAGUAAUAAUACUUCUAUCAAUGCCCCACAAAAGAAUGCAGCAGCUCCUGUAAAUAUGUUUCCGUUGGAUCAAAAAAAAUUGAUAAGCCGUAAACUAAAAGUGAAAGCAACUCCUCCUCCAGUAAGUCUAAACGAUUACAUAACAUUUUUAAAUAUGCCUCAUAUCCCAGAAUUUUAGGAAAUUGAAAGCAGAAUCUAUGGACUAGACAUUGAAGAUAAGUUCACAGACCCUCCUUAAAUCCCUUUUAUUCCAGAAAGUACAAAUAAGAGUCCAUUUUAGCAAGAUUCAAACUAAGCUUAAGGAAAUGGUAAUUAAAACUAAAAUACUAUUCCUAAAAAUGCAGUUAAUAACUCCAACAACUAAAAAUAAAACUAAGAAAGGAAAAAUUUCACUUUAUAAAAUAGCUCACCUGCAAAAAAUAUGAUGAGAGUAGGUUCAAACAGUUCAAAUUCAUCAAGAAAUCCAAGCAAUAGUAACAACAAUAGCAGUAAUUAGCAGAAAGCAACUCCUCCAAAUACUAAUCAAAUUAGUAAUAAUACUUAGAUUAAUAAGGGAAAUACCAGCUUGCCACCAAAUAAAAAUCCAGUUGGUGGAUUUGAGAGCUAGUAAGUAAAACAGAAUAUUUAGUAGUAAGUCAGUAAUAAUCCAAACUAAUAACGAAUGAGCUUUGACUAAAAUUAACAAAAAAUAAACCCAAACAGCAUUUAGCUUUAAAAUAAUAAUAAUAAUUAGAGUGUCUAAUAAUCACCUAAAAUUCCUGAUUAAUUUUAAAAUAACUAAGCGAAUAAAUAGUAAAAUAAUAAUUUAAAUGGGAGAUCAAUUUAAAAUUCUUAAAACUAAAUUAUCCAUUAAAAUCCAUAAUACCCACCUUAACGAAAUAAUUAUUAGCAAAAUACACCAGGUAAUUAAUAAAGAUAAUAACAAUAAUAGAGUCCUUACCCUUAAAAUCCAUAAAACAACUAAAAUAGUAUGAACAAAGUAAAUAACCCAAGUUUAAACCCUGCUAACUAGAACAUCAACGUGAAUAAAGGAGUUAAUGAUAUUUAAAAAUAAGUAAAUCCUAAUUAAUACAAUUAAUAUUCUUAAAAGAGUAAUAUCAAUCCCAUCAACCAAGACAAUCAGUAAUAUAUAAAUGGAAAUAAUAAUCCUUAAUUAAAUAUUACUCCUUAAAAUAAUAUACCUAACACAUAGAGACCACCAAAUAAUAAUCCGGUUCAAAAUUAAAAUCAAUCUAAUUAAUCUAACAAAAACUAUUAAGGUAAUAGUAAUAGUAACCUGAACUAAUAAGGUAACAAUUAUAACUAGAAUCCUCCUAAUAAAUAUUAAAAUAGCUAAACUCCAAAUUCUAAAACGCCAUAACAAGGAUAUAAUCAAUAAACAAAUUCUACAUUUUAAUAAAAUUCUAACUAAAACCCUAAACCAAACAGCUAGCAAAACAGUAUUAACUAUCCAUAAAAUCAAAGAAGUAACAAUAAUGUAGUAAGUAACAAAGGUUAUUAGAAUUAACCAGGGUAUAGCUCUAAUAAUAGUGCAAACCCCAACAAUUUUAAUAAUAAUUCUAAUUAAAUGCAGCAGAAUUACUAGCAAUAUCCAUAGUAAAAUGCUGCAAGAUCAACAAAUCCAGAAUAAAUAAAUAAUUUGAACAAUUCUAAAAACAGUACAAAUUCAAAUUAAGCUCAAAGGAGCAUAUUACCAUAAAACGCAAUUAGAGGAACAUCAGGAGAUUUAAUUAAUUAAAAUUUGAGAUAAAAUUCUUCAGGCAGCAAUCCAGUAAAUUCUAAUAUAAAUCCACAAACUUCAUAGUAGAUGAUUUAUAACACUGGAGGUAGUAACCAUUAUGUUGACCAAAACAAACCUCGAAAUUUAAGCAGUGGUUCUUAAGGCUAGUUUAGAAAAGAAAAUUUAACCUUGAAUCCAGAUUUAGGUGUGAGCAAUUAUAUAGAACAAGGAAAUAAUUAUUAAAGUGGUAGCUAGUAUAAUAUUAAUUCUGGAUAAGCUAAAAGAGAUAGCAACAAUUCUUCAUACCACAAUUAAAAUAUAUGUGACUAAAGUACUCAAAACUCUUUUAACAAUUAGGUUUUAAUGCAUUAAAGUAAUGGAAGUAAUAGUAAUAGAAAUGCUUAGAAUUAAAGCUUCAAUUAAAGAUCAAGUAUCAAUAGCAAUUAUGGAUCAACUUAUGGUAAUAAUUUUGGUGAAUACAACUAACAUUCGGGCUUAAAUAAUGAUAAGACAGGUUCUAUUUACGAUGAAAAUAGCUAUUAAAAUUAGAGCAUGUAAGGUUUAGACAAUAAUAGCUAUCAAUAAAACGACUAUAGCAGCAAUCACAACAAUAAUAACAAUGGUUUUUACUUAGAGAAUGACUAUAAUUAAUAAUAUAAGCAAAAUGAAUAUAUCAAUGAAGACAAUUUAGGAGGUGGAAACUAUUAUAAUCAAAAUAACUUAGAUAACUAAAAUGUAAUCAACAAAAAUGCUAAUACUUAUGACUAUCAAUAAAAUAAUACAAAUAAUGGCUAUUAAGACAAUAAUACAUACGAUUAUAAUUAUCCUAACUAAAGUAAUUAUUUGUAAGAAUAAGAUAAUUUAGAAAAUACUUCAGUGAAGAGUUCUUACUACUAAAAUAAUUAAAUUUAGAGUGAUAUCUAUAAUGGAUAUGGAGAUAAUUCCGGUUUUUAAAAUUAAUAAAAUGAUUUGAACACUUCUUCUUACAAUUAAUAAAACUCAGUAAUAGGUAUGGCAGCUCCUACAUCGAAUCAGUCAAGCAUAACAUAGAAUUAGGGAGGAUUAUCAGAUUAUAAGAACAUGAAUUAUCAAAACAAUUAUAAUAGCGAAAAUUUCGCUCCACCUGUUAGUUAGUUUGACUAUUAAAAUCCUGUCUCUGCAGUAAGUAACAUAGAAGAAUAAAAGAGCGUUCAAGAUUAUAAUUCAUAUUAAGAAUAACCAUAAGACUAGUCUUAGGGAAAUAAUUAGUGGUAGUUUGAUACUUAUGAAAUAAAUCCAUAAUAAUAGAAUGAUGUACCUCCUAUUAGUGUUCCAAAUAAUAACAUAGAAUAAUAAAAAGCAGCAGAUUUUAAUUAAGUUAGCUCUCACAAUAUGCAUGGAUCAAAUUCUUCAUUUAGCAAUCAUGUUUAUUAGUAAGAUUCUAAUUAACCAGCUAAUUAAAUUAAAAAAAACUCUACUUAAAAUUUUAACAAUUAAAAUAUGGGAAAUUCUGGAAAUUACUCUCUAAAUAAUUCAAUAAGAUCAAAUUCUUAUGGAGAAAAUUAAACAAGUCAAACAUUCAUUUAGAAUAAUUAAUAAAUUCCAUAAUAUAAUCAGCAGCCCUAUCCAAACCCUACAAACUAAUAUGAAUAUGGAUUUAACUAGUAAGUAAAUAUGCCUCAAGCUUAAAUUGAUGGAGUUAAUUAGCCAAAUUAUAACUAAAGAAGUGGUUCGUAUGAUAAUAGAUAAGUUCUUAACUACUCUCAAGGUUAACAAUAAAAAUAAAAUGUAGGAAUGGCUUAUAACCAGCCUAUCUAGCAAUUAAAUUAAGUCUAAACAAAUUAGUAACAUUAGAAUUACAUUGAAAAUAGGAAAACUAGUGCUUAAUAAAAUAUCUAAAGUAGCUCUUAAAUAAAUAGCAGCCAUAACAUGAAUGAAUAAGUUUAUAGUAAUAAUAAUUUAUAAAUGAAUCGUUCAAAUGGUAUGCAAAACAACAACAAUAACAGUUAAAUUAACUAUUAAAAUGUUAAUGCUAAUCAAAAUAUUCCUAUGCAAGCAAAUUAAAAUAACUACUCAAAUUACACACCUGAGUCAACUACAUCAUUACAAUCGCCAUAUCCACAAAAUCCAAAUAGGCCAGUUAAUGAAUAAAUGAAAUUUUAUGGAUAUACUAAUGAUUAAAGGAGCUACAAUUCAAGUACACCUUCUACGACUUACGAAGGCUAAAAUGAUAUUAACUAGGCUGCAAGAUUUAAUUAGAAUUUAAAUUAUCAGAACUAGUAACCAAUUUAGCAACCAAAACCAUAAGCAAUUAUUCCUUAAGCUUAAUUCAAUCCUCAUCCAUUAAAUACUAGUGCAGGACCAGCUGUUGAUAAAGUCUAAGUUUAUAAGACAACUUAAGACUUUGAAGGUGACAGCCCUGAUUUCAAAAUCAUAAACUCAGCCUUCGAAAAGGGAAAUUACUCCAAUCCGUACCAAGAAUAAAUUAAAAAAGAUAUAAAACAAUUUAAGCAAGUAAAACAAAAUAUUAUUUUAGAAAUCUAGCACAACAUUUAGGAUCCUAAAAGCUUUUACAUACUAAUAAAUGAUGAAAAAAGAAAGAAUUAUGGGUGCUUGAAAAUCUUAGUCACUCCAUAGUAAUAUAAAAUGAUUGAAUUCCUACAUAUCGAAAAAGCAGGUUAAAUCCUCAAAUCAGUAAAUAGUAACACAAAAUUAAUCGAUUUGAUUAAGCACUGGUGGAAAUUUGAAUAUGACAUGCAAAAUAAAAAAUGA
Tetrahymena thermophila SB210 is the source of this 5778-nucleotide messenger RNA. RefSeq lists its product as hypothetical. NCBI's taxonomy places the organism in Eukaryota, Ciliophora, Oligohymenophorea, Hymenostomatida, Tetrahymenidae. The record is from RefSeq and is a predicted model, not a curated record. The transcript is spliced from 3 exons.